This is a messenger RNA of Metarhizium album ARSEF 1941, 1386 nucleotides long. RefSeq lists its product as uncharacterized. Lineage: Eukaryota; Fungi; Ascomycota; Sordariomycetes; Hypocreales; Clavicipitaceae. The record is from RefSeq and is a predicted model, not a curated record. The coding region runs from base 1 to 1386 and encodes 461 amino acids. The transcript has 3 exons.
AUGGAGCCCAGUAUACCUAUGAUACUGCCCAAGGGCAUCGUCAUCAACACAACAGACGUCUACGAAGAAGUCGCCAGCUAUCCAAUUGUCCCUGCCGAUAAGAUAUGGGAGUACUGGCAUGUGUAUACAACAACGAAUAAGAAACUCAAAGACCCAACAGCCCGCCGCUUAGAGAACUUUUGGUGGCAAGUAUGGGGCAGUAAUCGAAGGUAUCUGAGUGGCCGGGCAUUGGCCAAGAUUUACGAAGAUAUUUCUCUUGGCCCUACCAUCGUCCCGCUGCACGGCCCGCCGAAUCGUUGGGAAGGCCCGGGUGUCCCUCCUUUGACUAAGCAACUCAUCGUCGCUCAUCUUAACCAAGGUCUUGACGAAACGCAACAACGAUCAGAGCCACCUCGGAUAAAGUCUAACGAUACAUCUAUCAAGAGCCUAUCAUCAAGUGCCUCAAAACCUCCGCCAUCACACCCUAUUUUGAAGAAGCCCAACCAUCCCUUGCCUUCUGGGCCAAAGCAAACAACUAGAUUUGCGUUUCCGCUUGAGUCAGACGAUGAAGCCGGCAGGGAGAGCGACAUUCCCUCAUCCGGAAGUACUGCAACAACGGGUUUGGACAUGAUGAUGUCGACAAAAGCGCCAUCCACAGUGAGGGUUUUAUCGGCGCUGGAAUCUACGUUGCCGGCGGGAAAUCAGGCCUUUAAUGCAAUGGAAACCACGCAGACAGCUAGAGGUUCAACACAACUUAGGACUGUUUCGCCCAUACCUGAACGACCGCAGGACAAUGUUGAAUGCGAAUCUGCGGAACUGGAGGACAGCGCUUCAAUGCCUUCAGAUCGCCCGGUGGCUCGUAGCGUCAAGGCAGCCGGCAAACAACCAAUGGCGCCCCGGAUGAUCACCAAAAACUUGUCGAAUCUGUCUCAGGAGCCAUCUCGACCGCCCGUCUCGACGCCUCUAGCGAAUUCUAAACCUCGAGCGACACCCGACUUGCGCUCGUCAGUGUCCAACAGGUCGCUCUCAUCCACGAGAACUGAUACCGAUAGCUCAACGACCGGAUCAAUGACAGACUCGGUAUCGAUGGCCGGCCGGUCCCUGUCGCAAAACGGAUAUGCACGGAAAAGUUCGUCAACGCAGGGUCUUUUUACUGGAGCGCUGGUCACUACCACCAACGUAGCCGCCAAGGGGCAGAUUAUUGACCAGGCGGGAUCACUUCCGCCGUCAGGUGUCGUUGAUCGAUACAUGGAUGACGAUGGCCUGCCGUCGCGGCCGUCUGCCACUUUCUUAUCAGAAUCGCGAAUGCAGCCCACUCAACCGAGUCCCGCAGCCAGCGUCCCCAUGGGUCGGACCAGAAGCCAGCUCACCCUUCUACUGGAACGAGAAAAGACAAAGAGACACUAA